Messenger RNA from Solenopsis invicta (red fire ant), 3575 nucleotides. RefSeq names its product probable serine/threonine-protein kinase mps1 (gene Mps1). The coding region runs from base 604 to 3483 and encodes 959 amino acids. The record is from RefSeq and is a predicted model, not a curated record. Gene Ontology annotation, cellular component: spindle; nucleus; kinetochore. Lineage: Eukaryota; Metazoa; Arthropoda; Insecta; Hymenoptera; Formicidae. Gene Ontology annotation, biological process: mitotic spindle assembly checkpoint signaling; chromosome segregation; meiotic spindle assembly checkpoint signaling. The transcript is spliced from 8 exons. Gene Ontology annotation, molecular function: protein serine/threonine/tyrosine kinase activity; ATP binding; protein serine/threonine kinase activity.
CAAAUUUUAUAAGUAUACAGAGAAUAUUACAAGAGCAUAACCAAUUCCGUAUUUGAAUGUCCCGCCAGCAUGGCGUUGCUAAAAUAUUCCUAUCUCCUCUUCGCACCUCGCUACCAAAAUGUUUCUAGAUAUCAGCCAAUGGGCGGCGUAUUCGUGAAUUCAAACGCCAUGACGCGAUACGAGCGACCGGUACAGUCGAGGACGUUCAAGUUUCGAAGCGAUCAGAAGCGAUGCUCGAAGUAGUGAUGCCGAGUAGCGUACGCAGGUAAAACUGUCGUAUAACGAGUGUAAAUAAGUGUCACUUACGAGCCACGUGACGCGCGUGAACGACGUACUAUCUGUCAAUCGAUGACUCGGACCGAUCUACGGAGACUGCUCAGUUUGACAGGUGCCGUGUCUCGUCUAUCGCGGCAGAGACAUCCUUUCAACUUUCUCUCUCUGUCUCCUCGUUUUGCAUGUUCGAUGUACCUCGAUCGGUGAGACCGAGCACUGAAGAAGGCUUGACAUCGAGAAUAUCAAUGAAGGAUUCUUAAUGCACGCCGCAGAUGCCUCUUCGGGUACUUAUUUAUUUCGAUCAGUGAAGAUAGUCUCAGAAGUCUCAGUAUGUCGGAGCUUACAACAAACGACAGAUACAGUUUUGAUAGCAUGAGCGCUGGCAGAUUACCAACACAGAACGUUACACUCCCAAAGUCUCAACCAGUACGCCUCAAGGCGCUUCUGCAAAGCGAUGAUGAGGAAGACGACGAUGAUGAAAGUGAGGAGAAACCUCAUCAAUCUGGGGACGAAUCGGAUUUCGAGGAGCCUCUGCCGCAAGACGAUCCUGCUGAAGAUGUCCUACAGGAAACGCUCGUACUUAAAAAAGCAGGCAUUGAUUCUUCAUCGAUUGAAUUAACGGAUGGAGUCUUGAAAACUGCGUGUAUACUAUCAAAAGAGAAUCGUGAAGUUGUAACUAGCACUCCUUCUAUACAAAGAGAAAGAAGUAUUGCAACUGAUAAAGAACAAUGUAAAGUCAACGAAGUAAAUUUUGAAAGGCAUAUAUCAGAUAUACCUGUUAGCGAGCUGAAUAAAGUAGAGACUUACAGCUCUAAGCAAGAAGAAAAAACACAGGAAUAUCACAGUGGAACGUUUACUUUGAAAAGUCAAGCGAAUACUGUUCAUAAUUAUUCAACAAAUGUAGCCUUGCUUCCUCCAUCGUUAUCGGUUUACAAAGGGGAUUAUAACACAAAGUUUGAUACCAAUAAGAAUCCACAACUAAUAGUCAACAGUAAUCAGUUGCAUCAUGAAAACGCUUACAUGUCAGAUAUAUUAAAUAAAAGAAAGGAGGGAUCCGUGUACAGCACACCGGCAGAGAACAAGAUAUUGUUAACAAGGAGUAAUGAGUUGAAUCUAAGCAAGGAUGAUCAACGAUAUAAAGGAACGUAUAGCUUUAACGAGCAGACAAAUAAGGAUUGCGAGGAAGAUACUUACAAAAUUCCGAACGUUCUGUCGGAAUCCGCCCCCUGCAUAUCUCAAACAUCUGAAAAUGUGAUGCAUCUUGUAAGACAUGGUCCGCAAAAGAACGUUACAAGAUACGAAGCGAAUGAAAAGUAUACACCAGCGAAAAAUACGUGCGCGGAAUUUAGCACACCUUCAUUGAACGAAACGGGCAAAUUGCUAGCGACGAAUAAUCGCUUGGUCUCGGAAACUCCAUUGAAGCAUGUGCAAACCAAUGUGCAUCCGAGUCCGUGCACGUCGCAUAAGCAACUAUUUCAAACUCCACAAAACAAAUUAUCUGGCGGUCCGAGUAAGAGUCAUGUUCAGACACCUUCCACAACAUCGUCCAAUUGGUAUCAUGGUAAUGUGAGACAUACACCGAUGGAAGGAAAAAGUUUUGUUGCGAGAGAUCAUGUGCAAAUGUCUAAGAAUGCAAUUCGUACACCCAUUGUGGAAAAACCAGAUUCUUCGAGAUACUUUGGAAUGGAUAUCAAAAACAUGAGACGGCCUUUAACAGAUGCUACAUUAAUACACGGUGAUUCCUUGGCUCAUUCUCUGGAAUCAAAGCCGGUCCCAUUGCAUACACGUUCAGAAGUAAAGAACGUCACAUCUGAGUCGCAACAAGAAGACAGAAGUAAGAAAACGGUUGGACUAUCAGACGUGAAAUUAAUGCAGACGGAAACAAAUUACGAUAAUGAUCCGAAAUUGGUGAAACCUAUCGAAGAAGUGAAAGACAACAAACAAUCUAAUGUACUGGGGAAUAAUACAAAAACUGUGCAAAAUAAAAAUGAAGGCAAACAGAUGAUAAUUGAUUCUAAUGUGGACAGAAUGUUAAUACAGAAUUCUCAAAAAUACAGCGGGGAACAUAAUGUUCCGAAUGCAGACUGCAAAAAUUCACAUUACUUGGCCCGCGAGAAACAAUUCAAGGAGUUUCAGCAAAUAGAUAAGAUUGCAAACGUACCCUUCACCAUACCUUCGGGCAUUCCUUCACAACGGCAAGGAAAGACAUUAAUCGUAAAAGAUAAAGAGUACUUGAUCUUAGGCUCUCUUGGGCGAGGAAUGAGCGGCGAAGUCCUACGAGUGCAGGACGUGUCCUCUGGCGAAUUACGCGCUGUCAAAUGCGUUGACUUAAGCAAGAUGGACAAAGAUUCAGCCCAGGGUUGCUUGGAUGAAAUUUCCAUGUUGCACAAAUUACAAGCACCCUGCGUCGUUAAAAUGUUCGAUUAUCACAUUAAAGAUUCUAUGGUUUAUGUAGUGAUGGAAAUGGGCGACACCGAUCUCAGUCGACUUCUAAAAUCCAUGUCCCAAGAAAAGCAAAUCUCUAUUACAAUGAUUCUGUAUUAUUGGACUGAGAUGCUUACGGCUGUAAAACACAUACACGAUAAUGGAGUCAUACAUUCAGACUUGAAACCAGGGAAUUUUUUACUAGUACGAGGUCGACUUAAAUUAAUAGAUUUUGGAAUCGCCUCUAGUGUAAAUUCGGACAUGACAUCCGUUGUAAAAAAUAAUCCGAUUGGGACGUUAAAUUAUAUUAGUCCAGAAGCUUUAAUGGAUAUUGGUGGAAACUCGGAUUCGCCUACGCACCAUGUUAAAUAUAAGAUAAGUUUCAAGUCAGACGUAUGGUCACUGGGAUGUAUUUUGUAUAGUUUGGUGUAUGGGCACACGCCUUUCCAUCAUAUACGUUCUCAGUGGGCAAAGGUGAACGCUAUAACUAAUCCGAAGCCGAACAUUUCGUUCCCGGUCACGGCAAGCGGCGAGGACCGUCAAAGCUGUGAGCGCGCACCGCCUGUUCUAAUCGACGUAAUGCGGAAAUGUCUUCAACACGACCCGAAAGCAAGACCAACGGUGUCACAACUGUUGCAGGUGCAAUAUGUGCCCAAUACGCCGAGUAUCGCACUUUCGGUGGCUUCCAACAUCCCAGCAAAUGUUCUCGUGAAGAUAAAGCAUGCUCUGAGCGAGGACGAAUGGAGGCUAUUAGUCGAGGUAUUAGACACAAGGCGACAUACAUAAUGUAAUAAUAACUUAUCUAUUAACUGAUGUACAUAAAAGCGUUUGUAUAUACAUAUAAGAGACAAUAUGCAAUAAAGCGCAAAUAUACAGAA